Messenger RNA from Microsporum canis CBS 113480, 736 nucleotides. RefSeq names its product 40S ribosomal protein S11. The record is from RefSeq and is a predicted model, not a curated record. Lineage: Eukaryota; Fungi; Ascomycota; Eurotiomycetes; Onygenales; Arthrodermataceae. Gene Ontology annotation, biological process: translation. The transcript is spliced from 3 exons. Bases 122 to 607 code for a protein of 161 amino acids. Gene Ontology annotation, molecular function: structural constituent of ribosome. Gene Ontology annotation, cellular component: cytosolic small ribosomal subunit; ribosome.
GAAAGAUUCGACACUCUCGCACGUUAUCGACGACCUCGCGGACUCACGACAACGACAACCCUUCCUCCCUUCCAACCAUAGUCCCUUUAUCCGCGCGAGCAGGAGUUGGAAUACCGCAGCCAUGGCGACUGAGUUGACCGUCCAGUCGGAGCGUGCGUUUUUGAAGCAGCCUCACAUCUUCACCAACUCCAAAGUAAAAUCGAAGAGCAAGGCUGUCGGAAAGGGUGGACGAAGAUGGUACAAGGAUGUUGGCCUGGGCUUCAGAACACCAAAGACUGCUAUUGAAGGAAACUACAUUGACAAGAAGUGCCCUUUCACCGGUCAGGUUUCCAUCCGUGGCCGCAUCUUGACCGGUACCGUUGUUUCCACCAAGAUGCACCGCACCCUUGUCAUCCGACGUGAAUACCUCCACUACAUCCCCAAGUACUCCCGUUACGAGAAGAGACACAAGAACCUCGCUGCACACGUCUCUCCUGCCUUCCGUGUUGAGGAAGGUGACCAAGUUACCGUUGGCCAGUGCAGACCAUUGAGCAAGACUGUCCGAUUCAACGUCCUUCGCGUUCUACCUCGUACUGGCAAGGCCGUCAAGUCAUUCCAAAAAUUCUAAAUUAGGGUAUAAUGGCGUGAAUGGAAGGUUGUUUGUCUACGUGCGCUGAUGGAUCGAUACUGCAUGACAUGAUGGGAUACAUGGUGCCUUAGAAAUCGUGGGGAGAAAUCGAAAUCAGUGAACAGGACA